UCCUUCGCACUGAGGACUACUGGUGUCUGUACCGUGUUUGGAGUGUGUGUUUGCGGGUGAUCCAGGUUCAACCUGAUAUCCGGGGGAAUAAUGGCCAUUAUAAAGGGAUAUUAUCGUAACAAAUACUUUUCAGUUAGUCUUCUUAUGAAAUGUGCGUGUUGGGUCCUGACAGUGCUGAACCGCAGUGGUCCAGACGUCCGUGCGUCAGCUUCAGGUCCUCUGGAGGCGUGAGACGCGCUACCGUACGUCGUCCACAAGUCAGGUCUUUAAAACCACCGGCCGGUCGAUGCGUUGUUACCCUGUCGUUAACUUCCAGAGCAUGAAAGCGCUGAGAUGUGGGCUCACCCUUGUUCGACAUGGGGAAACGCAAUAUAACAAAGAAGGCCUGCUACAAGGCCAGGCUAUAGAUUCACCUCUGUCUGAGACCGGGUUGCAGCAGGCUGAGGCUGCAGGUCGGUACCUGAAAGAUGUCAAGUUCAGCAAUGUGUUUGUCAGCGAUAUGCUCCGGGCCCAGCAGACUGCUAAAACAAUAAUGAAACGCAACAGCAGUUGUUCUGGUCUACAAAUGAUGUCUGACCCUUUACUUAAAGAGAAAAGCUUUGGAAUAGCAGAGGGUGGACGAGUGCAGGAUUUGAAAGAGAUGGCCAAGGCAGCUGGUCAGUCAUUUCCAGGCUUCACUCCUCCGAACGGGGAGACUCAGGAGCAGGUGAAGGAACGGGUCAAAGAGUUUAUGGAGAAAAUGCUCCAGCACAUUGGGGACGAACACUGGCAUCGCAGAGGGGAGGAUGAGACCUCCUUAUCUGCUGUAGCAGAAACGUCUCCCGUGGAGGGGAAGCCAGACGAUGGGGUCAGGGGUGUCCCAGUCCAUGCUUUGGUUGUCACCCACGGAGCCUACAUGUGUGUGGCAGUGCGCUACUUUGUGGAGGAGUUACAUUGUUCUUUGCCUCCAGGUUCUGACAAAGCACACAUGUUCUCUUUGAGUCCAAACACAGGUCUCUGUCGGUUUAUACUAACCCUGAGCAAAGAAGACGACAGGUUCAAAUUGUCAGAGAUCCGCUGUGUGUUCGUCCACAGGGGGGACCAUGUUAAACUGUAGGAACAGAGAGACAGUUAGAGACAGUGGGAGAUGAAAGGGAGAAAUACAGCAAAAAAAAAGGACAAUAAAAAGGAUAAUACUUGUCCUAAACAAACAUUGGACAAGCAUUGGGUAUUUAUUUAUUUUAUAGUUUACCAGUAUCUUUAAACAAACAUUAUAAAAUUGAUUUAAUUAUUUUUAUUCAGGAUUCCAGUUUAAAAUUAACUAAACAUGAAGUAUAUGAAGUAUAUAAUAAACAUAAUGCCUAUUCGUUAGUUUAUACAGUCUCCUACAACUAUAAAUCUGUUUUAUAUUUAGGAUUUGAAUGCUGUUCCAUGAUUCAAGCACCUUCAUUUAACCUCACAUAGACAGUUUGUGUUGCACUGCGAUGUCGUCAUUACUUUGUUACUGUGUGGUUGUACAUUACUGUAAAAGUGGGCAACUGUGUGCUCUAAUGAGUUUUUGUUUCUAUAUUUAUCCUCCGGGAGUUCAUAGAUUUUACGUAGGAACACAGAGCACAACUGCAACAGUGUUUACUUUUUGGAAAUCAGUGACUUUUUCAUUGCUGUGAAUUAACACUUUGGUCAACAAGGACAAACACACACCAAGAUCUCGUGUGUUGUACUGUGGGAUGUGUUCACUGUUCAUCUACUGCAGUUUGUCACUGCACUCUGUGUAAAAUAAAAUGUAUUUAUAGUAGCAAAACAUUAUUUCUUUAAUACCAAACUAUACAACUGAGAAUGACUACUGAAAUGGAUUGAAUGGAAAAGCAUUUUACAGAUUCAGUGGCUGUUGUUACCGGGGCAUUUUGUAUUUGAAAACAUACUUGAGAAAUGUAGAGUAUGUUUCUUGAAUAAGAAAUUGUGGCUGUUGGUGUUGUGGAGGCAACAGCAGGAGAAGAUGUGUUUUUCUGAUAAAACUCCCUAA
Molecule: messenger RNA, 2002 nt
Organism: Toxotes jaculatrix (banded archerfish)
Lineage: Eukaryota; Metazoa; Chordata; Actinopteri; Toxotidae
Gene: tigara
Product: TP53 induced glycolysis regulatory phosphatase a
Exons: 6
Coding region: 287-1096 (269 amino acids)
Biological process (GO): fructose 2,6-bisphosphate metabolic process; negative regulation of programmed cell death; negative regulation of glycolytic process
Cellular component (GO): cytosol
Molecular function (GO): fructose-2,6-bisphosphate 2-phosphatase activity
Source: RefSeq, a predicted model, not a curated record